UGGCAUUUGUGCCAUGAAAGCUCUGAAGUAUAGAAGCUGCUCCAGGGCUUCCGCAGCCCCGGCCGUCCUGGAGAUAUUCGUUUCCUGGCGUCUGUGUCGAGAAUUUACAGCACCUGGACAGCCACGUGCAGUUUCAGAACUGCAGGCGGUCUUUACCGAAAUGUUAAACACAACUUGAAGUUAGGCAGGAUAACUGCCAGAGCUGGAUGGACCUUAGAGGUGCCAGCUAACGCGCUGUGAGCGCUUUCUGCGGUUAGGCCUGCUCUAAACGUUUGACGUGUUAAAGCAUUUAUGUGCUUUACCCACACCCCUAUGUGGCGGGCCCUUCUUACAGUAAAAGAAACUGCAGCACAGCGAAGUUAAGCAACUUGCCCCAAAUCACGCAGAACUGGGAUGCAAACCCAGGUCUAGCUCACUCGUGAUCACAGUCAUACGAUGUUGCUGAUUUCCAGAGCAGCAGCUCUGUGACUUUAUAUAAAAUUAUUGGGCAAGCGUUCAAUUGUAAACAUUCGUGAACAUAGCUGUUACACAUUAGCGUUCCUUUUUUUUUUUUUUUUUAAAUUCAGGACCAUCUUUGGUGACAAAUAUCAAUACUAUAUACAUCACCAAUAUACAUACUUGCUUUGCUAAAAUGUUUGUGUCUUCAGGAUAGUUUACUUGCAAGCCCCAUGUUUUUAUAAAAAGGGGGGUGCUACCUGAAUAAAACUAAUGCCUACCCCUCGGUGGUUUUGUGAAGACUAAUGAACUAUUAUAUUCAAAGCAGUAGGCAUUUACUGAAGGACAGCUAGUUUUAUCUAUUAUUCUGCCAUUCAGAGAGAUACCAAAACUACUCUCUAAGGCAUUUCUCUUCCCUGCUCGUAAAAGCAAGGGUGUCAUACUUCAGAUAAGCAUUCUGAUAAUGUGUAGGCAAAGUUUCCACACUUGGUAAAAGCACCUUAGUCAUGGCUCAAGAGGAGUGACAAGUUACCAUAUAUUUGCAGUUCAAGGAGAAUAUGAGAUAGAGAAGAAAGCUGUGAAUGAAUUUCAUUUGAUUAGCAAUAGAUUGGACACUCUACUGAUCUUGCCUCUCUACAACCUCUUUUCCACCUGACCUCUAAAUGUUGAAGUGCUUCAGGAAUUGUCUUAGACCUUCUUCCUUAUCUACACUUCCUCUCCAACAUGAAUCUUGAUGGCUGUGCACAAGAUCCUGAAAAGAGGGAAUAUUCUUCUGUCUGUGUGGGCAGAGAAGAUGACAUUAAAAAAUCUGAAAGAAUGACAGCUGUUGUCCAUGAUAGAGAAGUGGUGAUUUUCUACCACAAGGGAGAAUAUCAUGCUAUGGAUAUUCGCUGUUACCACUCAGGAGGACCUUUACAUUUGGGAGAUAUAGAGGAUUUUGAUGGACGACCGUGUAUAGUUUGCCCCUGGCAUAAAUACAAAAUUACUUUGGCAACAGGAGAAGGUCUGUACCAGUCUGUAAACCCUAAAGAUCCAUCAGCAAAACCCAAGUGGUGCUCCAAAGGAAUAAAGCAGAGGAUUCACACAGUGACAGUAGACAAUGGAAAUAUUUAUGUGACUCUUUCUAAUGAACCUUUUAAGUGUGACUCUGAUUUUUAUGCCACUGGAGACUUCAAAGUAAUUAAGAGUUCUUCCUGAUAAAAAAUAUAUAGAAAUGAAAAAUAUUGUGUAUGCUUGAAAACAUUUUUAGAAUAACUCUGCUUCAGUUUUAAAGGUGAUGAAACUUUUCAACAUAGGCACAACUAUUUAAAAUUCAUAUACAUUUGAGAGGUUUAAGAGCACACAUACUUAGUAUGAUGUAAGGAUUAUCAGGAUCAAUAGAAUACAUUUUAUCGAAUCUUCUGGAUUAAUUAGAACCUGAAAGUUAUAGGUUUGGGAUGUUCUGUUUAAGAAGGAUGAAAAUAAAUUUGGAGUAAACAAAUAAUAGGUAAAAAUUAAGGCUUAGUAAGAAAAAUUUUUUUAAUUUAAAAAAUUUAGUUUUUAAAAUAGGAAAAAAAAAUCCCUGUUUGAUGUAGCAGACUUAAUUCUGGAAAAGUUUUAGUAUAUACAAAGUAAACAGACUAUGUAAUGAACUUCCAUCACUCAGCUUUAACAGUUAUCAGCAUUCUUCCAUUCUUGUUUUAUUUAUACCUCUAUGGAUUCCCUACCUCUCCUAUUUGAUUGUUAUUUUUACAUUUUUAGGAAAGUUUAAAUGCAUUGAAAUGUUCACAUCACAUCUGAACUGUGCAACUUUCCUAAAUGACGUAACAGACUUUUUGUACUUAAAAAAUGCCUCCAAAAAUGAGAUAAGUUUACCUGCUGAACUUGAAAAUAAGAAACUUAACCACUGUUAAGUGAUCUGUGAUUGAGGCAGAUCUUGAAGUAAGGAAGCCAGACACAGCCGCUGCCCAGCCAUGAGAGAUGUAAAGUCUCCUAUUCAGUGAGCCAAUGUUCUUUGAAUGCCUAUAUGAAAUUUUCAAAUAAAGAUUUUUAAGAACGUUUUAGAACUUUGUGAAUGUAUGCACAACUAAGUGUCUCCUAUAAAUAUUAUAGAGAGGAGAUCUAGGGUUUUGUUACUUGGAGUUCCCAGGCAAGCUUGAUGUUCAGUUGGUUCACCCUGGUUUUAUCAUGUCAGUUAUUUAUGGUCAGUACCGUUCAGUUGCCUGGUGCUCAUACCAUACCAGUUGUAAUGUAUUUAAAAUAACACCCCAAGCACCCACCAUGCAAAAAUCAGCAGCACAUAGUGGUGAUUUUUGCAUGGUCAGUGCUCAUGCAAAAAUCACCACUAUGUGGGACCAGAAAUAGCUAAAAUGAGUAGAUGAUGAAUUCAGAGUGAGAAGAACUGUCAAGAUUGGAACCUAGUCUCAAAGCACAGUAGUAUUUUUAGAGGAAUAGAAUUAAGAAUCUAAAUCUAAUUAAUACUUAACAUUCUAAGGAGCCGACCUGGACUCUUUCCCUUGGUUAUUAUAAAAAUAGUAAAUAAGUAAGGUCUGUAUAGUAAAGACUCUGCUUACAGGGUCUUUACUACAUAUUGUUACACUUCCUUUUCUGUUGGAGUUUGGAUAGCGUGAGUAGCACUUGGUCCUCAUUUCUCAGACAACCAACGAACCAGACUUGGGCUUCUUAUAGAUACUGUUUGUGGUAGCAGCUACUCACUAAGUACAGAAAAUGUACCAUCUCUCAGGAAGGUACAUCCCAGUCUAUUCUAUCAUGUGAUAAUCCUUCAAUGCCCAGUCAGGUCUUAACACGUGUCCAGAAUAUAAAGUGUAUAGAAGAAAUCAGAGUACUUUCUUCAGGCAAAAACUGUAGCCCUGGUUUGCAGGAAUAAUUACAGAAAUAUUUUCUCAUAGGAGCCACUGGCAAUAAUGAGUAGUGUGCACUUGAUUUUUCAUUCUAAAUUUGUAUCUCUAAAUCUAGAAAUAAAAAUCAUAUCAUGUACUGUCUUCAUAUACAGAAAUCUUCUCAUCACAUUUGUAAAUAAUAUUUUGUUUUAUAAAUUUAUGACAUCUGUGAAUUGCAAAUCCUUCAUAACUUUACAAGUGAUUUACAAAAUAAUAAUACGCAGACUCAAACUCUCCAGUCUGCAUAUAAAAAAUAAAUAUUCUUUUAUUUUGAUAUGCAGCAUCUUGAUGGGGCUUUUUUUUCUCCCAAGUAAAGAAUUAGACACUCAAAACAAGUCUUUAAUAAAAACAUUAAUGUAUUAUAAAUAUGCUUAUAUUAUAAACCACAGUGUAAAGUCUAACCUACCAGAGGAUGGAUUUUCUUGUUCAUUAAAAGUAUGUAGUCAGUACAUAUAUUCCACAUCAAUAUUCAUUUUAUUUACUCUAUCAUGUAAAUACUAGAAAAUGACAUUUUAAUAGUAGCCCCCUUCUCUUUUUUUUUUAAGAAAGCAGAGCAAUUCAGAAUAUGUAAACUAGACUCUGAGUUUUGUCAGAUGAAAUCUGCCAUUAAAUAGAUAACUCUUAAGUUCUGUUCAGUGAUAUCUGUAUUCAGAUUUGCUCAUCCAUUUCAGCUGAUUGGUCAAACACAGAAUGUAAAACUUGGAUGUUAUUACUCUGCUUAUUAGCAAGAAACUUGGGGUAAUCUGAAAUGUCGGGCUUCUCCGGCAAUGACCUAUAAGGUUUUGCUUUGAUUUCACCUUCAGCAAACAUAGGCUCCGAAAGCACAGGCUCAGAAAAGGCUUUUCUACAAUUUUCACUCUCCUCUCUGUUUUGCCUUAUGGAUUCUUCUUCCUGGAAGAUGUUCUUUACCUUCUCCAGCACAGCAUUAACACAGACUGCC
Pongo pygmaeus (Bornean orangutan) is the source of this 4254-nucleotide messenger RNA. RefSeq names its product Rieske Fe-S domain containing (gene RFESD). The transcript has 5 exons. NCBI's taxonomy places the organism in Eukaryota, Metazoa, Chordata, Mammalia, Primates, Hominidae. The record is from RefSeq and is a predicted model, not a curated record. Gene Ontology annotation, molecular function: 2 iron, 2 sulfur cluster binding. Bases 1159 to 1632 code for a protein of 157 amino acids.